AUGGAUCACAUACCCACGCCAGAGCAUCCCUACCGACCCGUUCAUGUGCCUUGGUUGAGUGGAAGCCCGAGUCUCAGCUCUGAGUACGAUUGCAAGGGAUUCCUCGAUUUCCCUUCGCGGCAUGGCAGGAGCACGCAGAGUUUACAGAAUGCCGAUUUCGAGGGCAAGGACGCUGCACAGACGGCGGCCUUCCUUCAAGAGUGGCUCUACUUUGGGUUGAUUAGCUCCGUCUUCCAGAUCUGCGGCAUCACUUUCAGCAGGCACGAUCUCCUGCGACACACGUCGGGGCUCAAACGCAGAACCUUCAUCACCACGAGAACACUGGGCAAAUACUUGCAGCAAUGGUACGACAAGGAAAAGUACGCCUCGCCGUCUGCAAAGGCGGAGCACGAAGGAGACGUCAGCUACAAUUUCACCUUUGUCUCAGGGGUGCUUGAGACCUUCAAUGGAAAAUUAAGAACCGCGGGCAACGAUGCCGAAGCGACGUAUCUGCGCAACUGCCUGCCCGGAGAAGUCGAACUAUCAGUUGUCGUCUUGCUGGCCACGAUCGAGUACUUCCACAUGGUCAUCUAUGAUCCUCCGAGUAGACUGGUGGUCCCUACAUGCGCUUGGCUCUCGUCGCUGAUGGUAAGCGAAGGCUGGUGCGUAGGGCAAGUGGCCAGACUGUGGAAGCGACAUAGGAAUGUUUUGACCAUGUAUUACUUCAAGAUGCUGGGUCCGCCGGCAGUCAACAAGGACCAUUCCCGUUGUUCGAAGAGUCGGUGCGCAGCCAAUGACAUACUGGAAGACGUAUAUAUCACCGCCCAUUGUCCCGUAGAGCCUUCCUUUAUGCACUUUCAAAUGGGCCCGCCCAGCGAUAAGCUCGUCGCUAUAAUAAUGGACGGGAGUGUUCCCAUCAUAUCGGUCCGGUGUCCAACCACCGCACAAAAUCGGAAAUGGGAUGAUUCCUUGGACCUGGAGGUUAUCGCAUAUACUGGAGACACUCCAUAUGUCGCGAUAUCCCACGUCUGGUCCGACGGGUUGGGAAAUCCUCGAGCGAAUGCACUACCGGUUUGUCAGUUGAAAGCGCUCAGAACGCAGCUACAAUAUAUGAUCCUUACAAACCCGGAGUACUUUGACGAUAUCUUUCCCGAAGGCUUGCAUAUCCACAAGAGAGCACACCUGGAGCGGCUUUAUUUCUGGAUCGAUACUCUUUGCAUCCCUGUCAAUAACCUCGAAAUAAGAAAGAAAGCCAUCCUGGACAUGCGCAACGUCUUUGAAGCAGCAUCCGCCGUCUUGGUGAAAGACGUCGAGUUGAAUGCACAGAGCCGGUACUGUCCUCUCGAAGAGCUCAUGGCCCGAGUCUGCGUCUCUCCCUGGUGUGAACGGUUGUGGACUCUGCAAGAAGGAGCCUUGAACGAUCGGGUCUUUGUCCAAAUGUCCCAUAACGAGGUCGUUCCCCUUGAUGAUUUGAACGAGCCGACCCGGUCGCUCGUUCUGCUAUCGGAUGAAUUGCUCGGUGCCGAGACGUCUGGUUCCGCCGACCAUGUUUCCGCAUCGGUAAACGGCGAGGACGAUGGUCGAUCAGGACAGUUGGACUUUGCCGCCAAGUUUGGGGCGUGUCCUUCGGCCAUUCUAUCCAUGAACGUUCUUCCCUCCAGCAUCGGAUCCAACUCCAUUUUGCGUCAAAGAAAAGCAGAAUUGUUCUUGCACAUAUUGACCGAAGUACAAUACAGACAAACUAGCAAAGCCUCGGACGAAGCAAUCUGCAUUACGACGUUGCUGGAUGCAGGAGUGGAAGACGUGCUCAGGCACGACAAUCGUGAGAAACGGUGGACUACCUUCUUAUCAGUUGUGGAGGAUGUUCUUUCGGCGCGCAUUGUUUUUACUAACUUACCUAGGAUGGCCCUGAGGGGAUAUCGUUGGGCGCCACGGUCAUUCCUGAACUCCGCCCAGAGACCGGAGCUCGAAAGAGUAGUCAACAUCUACAGCUUGGACACAGGAAACCACGAGCUCCAACACGAUUCGGACCUCGACGAGCCACACCACGCGCGACAGGUUUCCAAACCUGUUCGCAUCGACGAACGCGGGCUGAUGGUUGCAUUCCCAGGAUUCACGUUUCAGCCGCUUACAGAUCCUUUGUCGCCCGAGUUUUGUUUCGCAGAGGAAGACGGCGACGUUACUUAUUGGUGCAUUACGGAGUAUUCCCGGACUUAUUUCGAAGCAUAUUUUGGGGGCACUGCUUUUCUGCCGGAGCAUCCUUGGGACGCCGUGAAGGCAGGGACAUCUUCGCGGCUGUCAGUCGUCCUAGAGAAUCAUUUCUCGGACCCCACUGCGCCGGCCCGGGGGGCAUUGUUGAUGAAUUGUUCUGAUGAGGCCAACGUGGUAUACGGCACGUAUUUGUGUCUGAUCCUUGUCAUUCGGACCACAAGAAGCUACCACCUGCCGGAAUUUGAACUGGCAAAGGAGAAAAUGGUCCAAAAUACGGAGCACGCCCAGUGGGAACUGGCCGUGGGUGCCAAGUUCGGCGGGCAACAGAAGUGGUGCAUCGCAUAA
Fonsecaea multimorphosa CBS 102226 is the source of this 2535-nucleotide messenger RNA. RefSeq lists its product as uncharacterized. The coding region runs from base 1 to 2535 and encodes 844 amino acids. The transcript is spliced from 4 exons. The record is from RefSeq and is a predicted model, not a curated record. Lineage: Eukaryota; Fungi; Ascomycota; Eurotiomycetes; Chaetothyriales; Herpotrichiellaceae.